CUUGGGAUCUUGAAUCCAAGAGAACGGGCGCUAUGGAAGUGGGCAAAUAUUGAAAAUUUGGAUAGGUUUCUUCAAGAUGUUUAUACUUACUACCUAGGAAGCGGUUAUUACGCAAUUCUUUUAUCAAAAGCACUUGACCUUGCAACUCUUGCCUUUGUUGUUUAUUUUUCAACAUAUUUAACAACAUGCAUUGAUUAUUCAAAAUUAAAGUCAUCAAAUGCUAAAAGUCUAAGUGAUAUUCGGGUUGAUCAAUGUUAUGCUUCAAUCCAUCCACUUGCCAAGUUCUUCUUAUGGUUAUUCUACAUUUAUUUUGCCCUAAAGAUUGCCCAACUGUAUUUGGAUGCUCAGGAACUACGUGAGAUUCAUCACUUCUACAAGUAUCUUUUGGAUAUAUCAGAUAAAGAUUUACAAACAGUUUCAUGGCAAGUUGUGGUUCGCCGCAUCAUGCUCCUUAAAGAUCAAAAUGCUGUGACCUCCAACGUCUCUGACAUGAAAUCAAAAUCAAGGAUUGAUGCACAUGAUAUUGCCAAUCGUAUUAUGAGGAAAGAUAACUAUUUCAUUGCCUUGUACAAUAAAGAUAUUUUGGACUUGACUUUACCAAUACCAGGAUACAGAAGAAAUUUGUUAACCAGAACUUUGGAAUGGAAUCUUAAUCUUUGUAUCUCAGGAUUUGUGUUCAAUGAAAGUGGUCAGGUUAGACAACAAUUUUUGAAAGAAGCGAAAAGAAAGGAAUUAUCAGAAGAGCUUUCCAAAAGAUUUAUGUUGGCUGGUUUCCUCAAUAUUAUAUUAGCACCGCUAAUAGUUACAUAUUUCAUAUUGUUAUACUUCUUCCGUUAUUUCAAUGAAUAUAGAAGAAACCCAGGCUCAAUUGGAUCAAGACAAUAUACGCCAUUUGCAGAAUGGAAGUUUAGAGAGUUCAACGAACUUUACCAUAUUUUCCAAAGAAGAAUCAACUUGAGUGUUCCAGAAGCUUCCAAAUAUGUUGAUCAAUUUCCCAAGGAAAAGACGGUUUUAGUUCUCAAGUUUGUUUCCUUCAUAUCAGGGUCAUUUGCUGCCGUAUUAGGUAUUCUUUCAGUCGUGGAUCCUGAUAUGUUUUUCAAUUUUGAGAUUACAAAAGAUAGAACAGUAUUGUUUUACAUCAGUAUUUUUGGUACAAUAUGGGCUAUUUGUCAUGGUACAAUACCUGAAGAGUACCAAGUUUUUGAUUCUGAAGCCAGUUUGAAACAAGUUGCAUCCUUUACUCAUUAUUUACCUAAGCAUUGGGAAGGGAAAUAUCACACUGAUGAAGUUAAAGCUGAGUUUUGUGAAUAUUUUGAUUUGAAACCAUUGAUAUUACUACGGGAGCUUUCAAGUCUUAUAUUUACCCCAUUCAUUUUGUGGUUUUCACUACCGAAAUCUUCAAAUAGAAUCAUUGAUUUCUUUCGAGAGUUUUCGGUUCAUAUUGAUGGGUUAGGUUACGUCUGUACAUUUGCAAUGUUCAAUUUUGACAAGUCCAAGUCCACUCAAAAAGCUGCCGCUUCUGCCAAAAAGAACUCAAAUGACCCUAGAGAAGCCUAUUAUAAUUCUGGUGAAGAUAAAAUGAUGAAAUCAUAUCUUUAUUUCAUUGACAGUUAUGGAAAU
This is a messenger RNA of Hansenula anomala, 1620 nucleotides long. RefSeq names its product autophagy protein ATG9 (gene ATG9). The transcript has a single exon. The record is from RefSeq and is a predicted model, not a curated record. Gene Ontology annotation, biological process: protein localization to phagophore assembly site; autophagy of mitochondrion. NCBI's taxonomy places the organism in Eukaryota, Fungi, Ascomycota, Saccharomycetes, Phaffomycetales, Wickerhamomycetaceae. Gene Ontology annotation, cellular component: autophagosome; phagophore assembly site. The annotation marks the transcript as partial.